This is a messenger RNA of Humulus lupulus (European hop), 3530 nucleotides long. Its product is annotated as oxysterol-binding protein-related protein 1C-like. Lineage: Eukaryota; Viridiplantae; Streptophyta; Magnoliopsida; Rosales; Cannabaceae. The coding region runs from base 520 to 3015 and encodes 831 amino acids. Gene Ontology annotation, cellular component: intracellular membrane-bounded organelle; membrane; cytosol. The record is from RefSeq and is a predicted model, not a curated record. Gene Ontology annotation, molecular function: sterol binding. The transcript has 10 exons.
UGUGUCCUCGCUGUAAUCAAUCACAACCCAUCGGAGAGAGAGAAAGUCCAAAAGUUUGUAAACUUCGUAACACGCUCUAACCAACCGCCUCAUAUUUAAAAACUUUCUUUUGGUAUCAUAGGAGCAAAGCCAGAAGAAGAAGAAGCAGCACCUGUUGUAGUUUUCCCCUCACUUUCUUCUUUAUUGACCUGAAAGGCCACCACCAAACGACGUCGUCCGACGAUUCCUUUCUUUCUCGCUGAAACUUUUUUUUUCUCAUAAUUCCAUUUAUGUCCCUAAACGGAACGGAUAAAUAUCAUUUUCGCUCUCGGUUUUUCUUUAACAUAUAUAACUGCCCGGUCCUUCAUUCCCGCAAAUCUCGCCUUUUUCUUUUGAGUUUAAUUUAAAAAAAAAUGGAGUAAUGGUAAAGAGUAUUUUCUAGAACCGCCGUGAGUAUCACCGGAACCUCUUUAUCUCCGGCGAAGUUAAUUUUCCCCGAUCCGGCGGGUUUUGAUUUGAUGCUGAUUAAUAUAAUUCUACAUGCAUCCCUUUUGUUGUGUCUCUACCGUCUCUGACCACUCCCCGGCUAAACCUUCGUCUCAGUUCGCCGAACUCGCUAUGUCUCCGGUGACUUCGCUCGCCGCCAGAUCCGAUUCGACCGGAAGAGUGGCUAGCCAUAUCAACAAUCAUCAUCACCAAUCGUACAGUCACAAUCAGAGUCAGAAUUACAAUCACAAUCACAAUCAUAGCAGCAGUAAUAAUAGCCUUGGCAAUAGCGACUACGGCCGGCUGAGCCAAAGAACGACUGCGGCGGCUGCGGCGGUGGCGGCGGCGGAGGCCCUGGCUCGACCUCCGUCGAUGAGGGAGCAACCAGUUGAUGUCAAAAUCAACGAUCUCGUUGGAAAUGGGGUUUCUGGUAUACUGUAUAAGUGGGUGAAUUACGGAAAAGGUUGGCGACCUCGGUGGUUCGUGUUACAAGAUGGAGUCCUUUCGUAUUAUAAGAUUCAUGGACCUGAUAGGAUCGUUGUUACCCCGGAGACGGAGAAAGGAUCGAAGGUUAUCGGCGAAGAAUCCUUGCGAAGGAUUUCUCGUCAGAAGAGUGCCAACUCUAACCAGCAUCGCCGGAAACCGUUCGGCGAAAUUCAUCUCAAGGUUUCGAGUAUCCGUGAAAGUAGAUCUGAUGAUAAGAGAUUUUCAAUAUUUACUGGCACUAAGAGGCUGCAUUUGAGGGCCGAGACACGCGAGGAUCGUGUGGCUUGGAUGGAAGCAUUGCAAGCUGUGAAAGACAUGUUUCCGCGACUGUCGAACAGUGAGCUAAUGGCUCCGAUUGACAAUGUAGCUGUUUCAACAGAGAAGUUGAGACAGCUGCUUACGGAUGAGGGCGUUAGUGAAGCUAUCAUUCAGGAAAGCGAGCAUAUUAUGAAGAGCGAGUUUGCUGCUCUACAGAACCAGCUUCUGCUGCUCAAGCAGAAACAAUGGCUCCUCUUCGACACACUGCGACAGCUAGAGACAGAAAAGGUUGAUUUAGAGAAUACAGUGGUUGAUGAGAGUCAAAGACAGUGGAAGGAUUGUGGGGUUUCUUCUAGGUCAAGGCAGGAUAAAUUUAGUGAAGGAAGUGGAAGUGAGUCUGAUGAUGAUAAUGAAAGAGUUGAUGCCGCAGAAGAAGAAACAGAUGAUGAAGAGAAUACCUUUUUUGAUACUCGCGAUUUUCUAUCAUCAAGUUCUUUCAAAAGUAAUGCCUCUGAUUAUAGGAUAUCAUCAUUUUCUUCAGAUGAUGAUGGUUUUUAUGCGGUUGAAUCUGAAGAUGACAUUGAUCCAGCCAUUAGGUAUGUUGGGACUAGCUAUCCCCGUGUUAAGCGGCGUAAGAAAUUGCCUGAUCCCAUUGAAAAAGAGAAGGGUGUUAGUCUUUGGUCGAUGAUUAAGGAUAAUAUUGGAAAGGACCUCACUAAAAUUUGUCUUCCUGUAUAUUUUAACGAACCUCUUUCCUCUCUACAAAAAUGUUUUGAAGAUUUGGAGUAUUCUUUUCUCAUUGACCGUGCUUAUGAGUGGGGAAAAAGGGGUAAUAGCCUCAUGAGAAUUCUUAAUGUUGCUGCUUUCGCCGUAUCUGGAUAUGCUUCAACUGAAGGAAGAAUUUGCAAACCAUUUAAUCCAUUAUUAGGGGAGACAUAUGAGGCUGACUAUCCAGAUAAAGGCCUUCGAUUUUUCUCGGAGAAGGUUAGUCAUCAUCCAAUGGUCGUUGCCUGUCAUUGUGAGGGUACAGGAUGGAAAUUUUGGGGGGAUAGCAAUUUGAAGAGCAAAUUCUGGGGUCGCUCAAUUCAGCUUGAUCCUGUUGGUAUUUUAACUGUGCAAUUUGAAGAUGGGGAAGUUUUUAAGUGGAGUAAGGUUACAACAUCAAUUUACAACCUCAUAUUGGGGAAGUUAUAUUGUGAUCAUUAUGGUACAAUGCGCAUAGAAGGAAGUCAUGGUUAUUCAUGUAAGCUAAAGUUUAAGGAGCAGUCAAUUAUUGAGCGAAAUCCUCAUCAGGUCCAAGGUAUAGUCCAAGAUAAGAAUGGAAAGACAGUGGCAACGCUAUUUGGAAAAUGGGAUGAGAGCAUGCAUUAUGUCACUGGAGACUGUUCUGGGAAGGGAAAAGGAUUUGAGUCGUUGUCUGAAGCUCAUCUUCUCUGGAAGAGGAGCAAGCUGCCCAAGUGUCCGACAAGAUAUAACUUGACGCGUUUUGCCAUCACUCUGAAUGAACUUACCCCUGGAUUGAAGGAAAAGUUGCCUCCAACAGAUUCAAGACUCAGACCUGAUCAAAGGUAUCUAGAAAACGGAGAAUAUGAAAUGGCAAAUUCAGAGAAGUUACGACUGGAGCAGAGACAGCGACAGGCUCGGAAGAUGCAAGAGAGCGGUUGGAAACCACAGUGGUUUACCAAGGAUAAAGGAAGUGAUUCUUAUCAAUACGUUGGUGGAUACUGGGAGGCAAGAGAAAAGGGAAAUUGGGAUUCAUGUCCUGAUAUAUUUGGUCAAUUUCCUUCCGAUCAGCUCGUUGAUUAAGCUCAUUGCACUCUUCUGGCUCAUCAAUUCUUUUGCAUUUUUUUUCCUCGCCAGGUUGGCUAUUUCGAGGAAUUGGAUGUAAGUAAUUAGAUGGUAGACUUUUGUAGCUAAUAAUAAUAUAAAAAGAAAAGAGAAAAAAAAACCAAUCUCAAGUUCCAUUCAUUACAUGAUAUGGUUGAUGAUCUUAGUGGGGGAUGGAGUGAACCUUGUGUUAGAGUCAGGUUCUUGCAAGUAUUACAAAUAGUAAAUCUCAGAGAAAGUGAUUAUUCUUACAGAGGAAAAGCAUUGGUGGUGGCGCCAAGUUGAUGAUUCUUUUGUGGUUUGUUGUGGCAGAUGGUACAUAUUGGAGAGAGGAACCAAGCCCAAUUUCUGGCUUAAGAAGCGUUGAGGUUUAGAUUUUGAUUUCUUUUCUAACCACUACUACCUGAGCUUUUUAUGUUAAGCACUAACAAGUCUGCUGUUAUUAACUGAUUUGUGAUUGAGGUAUAAUAAUAAAAUGUUCUAUUCAUAUUCUA